UAGCUGUUCAGUGGCGAUGGAGCGCUGAGUUGUUCCCCGACAGUCCGUGCAUUCACACACACACACACGAUCCUUCUCUUCCUCUCACUGUACUCUCACUAUCUCCUCCAACGCUGCUGGCGCCUCUGGAACGCAAAGUGGUGCAGUGCCUCCCUCGGCGUAUUAUGCCCUUUUCCCCUUUGUAACGGUCUGGUUUCGCUCGGCGGGGCUCCCGGGUCGUAAUCUGGAGUAGUUGAGGUAUUUCAAGAAGUUUCGUUUUUUUUUCUGAAUAAGCUUAAGGCGAUGGAGACUUUACUGGACGAUGUAAAGUGUGAAAAGAGCCAGCGCUAGACUAACUUUUAAAGCCAGAAGACUUAACCAAGAAACAGAGAGAGUGAGAGAGAGAGCGGAAAAACUUGUUUUAAAAAAAAAAAAGACUAAGGAAAGGAGAAGGUGCUUUUCGCCUCCCGUGCAUUCCUCCUUAUAAUGGUGUGAUAAGUGUUUCCCCUUUUCUCGCAACAACUUGGCAAUGUUGUCGCCAAGGUGCGGUGGUGAAUUGACUAGAAGUUUCUCUCCAGUUGGUGACGUAUUCGCUUCUUUAGACUUAACAUUACCUCCUGAGUCCACGAUGGCCGGAGAAAAGAAUAGCUGAUCUUGCAAGGAGAGUCUUCCUUCGCUGGAUUACUUCCGCCGGAAUUCUUUAUUUUAUAGGAAAAUAAAGACAUUUUUCGUUUUCAUUUAACACUCCGGGGGAUAUGACAGCCGCAAAAUAAACAUUCCGUGUCCGACAGUUCACCGCCUAUAAAACACUGGAUUUUAUGUUCUUAGAAAACUAAAGGGAAAACUGGAACCCACGACACCUGACCUGUUUUACGAUUCGCUUUCCUGAUACGAGGUUUAUGAUAAUAAAGAACAAUAAUAUAGAAGAUUACACCCGGAUAGUUAAUUAAAGACUACUCUCCAGUCAACCUUCCUCUGCAUAUUGAUUGACGUAUAUGCGACGAAAGAGCGAUGGAGUGUUGAAAUCGUCAGAGGGGGAAGCCGUGCCGAAUUCACAAAUGCCAAGCGGCACUCGGAAGAAAGCAAAGAAAGCCUAACCAGUGAGACUUCCUUAGCCCCUGGCCUUGCAAGGAUUGCAGAAAGGCGAGGCGGACGUCAUCCUCCAAGGACGGCGCAGAGCAAGGAAGAGAAAUACACGUUCUCCUCGACAGUCCGGACACGCUUUUAGGCCUCCCAGGUAGCCACUUCAAGCAUCCUUGAGGCCCCGAGAACACUAUUCAUCAGGACCCUUGGAGUUAAAAAGGUGUCGACUGUCGCCGAGAGUUGACUCCUGGACUCCUGCUUCAGUGUUGCCAAGACAGGCUUCCAAGAGCUUCAUCCUCUAAAAGCAGCCGCAGCAGUCUUACUGGAUAAGACAGGAAGAUAGGAAAGAGUUUAAACUUUUGUAUCAUUGAAUACAUAGCGCUUAUCUUCGUACAUUUUACAAGAAACUUGACUUUAUCAUAAAGGACAUCAACGUUAAAACUACUGUAGAAAUCCGUUAUAUAAUUUUACAUUCAGAACUCUGUAACACGGAGACUUGAAGAUGUGUUCGAAAAAAUAGAUUGAUCUGAAUUAUAGGAAAUAAUUGUGAAUCAGAAAGAUAAACAAAGUGAUUUAAUUCUCUAAAACCUAACUUGUGGAGUGCUCUAAACAGUCCAUUAAACAAAAAAUUAGAUUUCGAGUGAAGUAAUUGUGCACUACUUUGGGUCUUGUUAUAUUUCUAGGUGUCUAGUAACUGAAAUAAGAUUAAACUAACCAGUUUUUAAAUAAUUCAUAGCGUGCUCAUAAGUAGUAGAUUGUCUCCAUGGAAAAUAGUGCUUUCAUUGGAAAAUUUUAGACAUCUAGCAUUCUGAGUGAUUUGUUUCAUUUUAUUGUGAAAUUUUGUUUGAACCCCCUUUUUAAAUUCUCCUAAUUUCUUUAAAUUCAGUUUAUAUCUUGCGUUUUGACAUUCAACAUACUACCAACCGAUAUAUGUGCCAGUCUGAUCAUCAGUGUCAUCUAAAACACUUUCCCAUCACGCGUUCGUCAUGUCUUUCUUGUUACACUUCAGCAACUAUCUCAUUGGUGGUAAUGUCCCGAUUGAUGAUGGGGUAGACAAACUCAAUCGUAAGUACACGAUCUUAAUUCUAAUCUGUUUGUCCCUCCCCUUAGUAACGAAACAGUUUGCAGGGGACCCCAUUGAGUGCUUUACACCCACCUACUUCACAGAACCUCAAGCGAGGUAUGUCAAUUCGUACUGCUGGACGGCGAGUACAUAUUAUAUCAUACCUACUGAUGAAUCAGCUAGGGAUCAAGUGACUCGGGUUCACUCAGUCUCAUUUGAUGAAGAAGGCUCUUCGUCGGCUAUUCGCGGAGAGCGUAUCAAAGUUAAUUAUUAUCAGUGGGCCCCCAUAAUCCUCCUGGUUGAGGCUGGGUUAUUUUACGUCCCCUUUGCAAUAUGGAACAGCACAGCCAAAAAUUCAGGCAUAAAGGUUGGUCGUUUGUUGAAAAAAGUCUCUGUGAUCUCACAGUACACACCCGGGCACCCAGACCGCGACGCUCUUAUAGCCGAGUUCCUGGACCAGUUUAACACGUUAAUGGGUGUCUCAAAGUGUUGUCCAGGAACCGUCUGUAAGUUUGAUUGCAAUCUGGCAUGUGGCGGGAAUCCUUCAUCAUCUUUGUUUAUUUUAUACAUGAUUGUUAAGAUUAUGUAUGUGUUCAACAUCCUUAUGCAAUAUUUUCUGUUGACUGUGUUCUUAGGGAAAGGUUAUCUCUUCCAUGGUAUAGAAGUAGUGGAGAAGCUCAUCAAUAAGAAGGAGUGGUGGACUUCUCCACGGUUCCCCCUGCAGACACUGUGCCAGGUGUUAGCAGCUCAGCAGGGAUCACUCCGCACUUAUACAUGUCAGUGCGUCCUACCUAUAAAUCUUUUUAAUGAAAAAAUCUUCUCCUUCAUCUGGUUCUUCUUCGCGAUCUUGCUUCCAGUGACAAUCUACAGCGCUCUGAUAUGGGUGUGGCGAACUUUCACUUGCUCACGCAUCGCCUUUGUACAUUACUACCUGUGGCGGACAAGGCGAGUCGGCAAGGAAGACCUCUACAACAACGCCCGCAAGAUGGCCAUUCAGUAUCUUGGAUGGGAUGGCUGUCUGGUUCUUAGGUUGAUCGAGAUGAAUCACGGAGGCACCAUCCUCACCAUUCUCACAGAGCGUCUGUGGGAGUUCUACGAAGGAAUGGAAAGGGCACAACAGGACGGCGGUGAUCCGGAGGCAUUUCUCAGCCAGCGGCCUCCGAUCUUCGCUUGCGGGCCCUUUCCUCCGCAGGGGCCCUCUACCGUCACCCCUACCCCUACAGGAGGGUAUGGAUUCUAUGGGAAGCACUUUCUACCGGGGACUCCUGGGGCAUACCCAGGUUAUAUGUGGAGCCACCAAGAUAUGGCCACACCAGGGUAUUCCAGCUAUCCCAGAAUACGGGGCAAAAUCAGAUCCGACUCGGAGUACGAGCCUUUACUUCUCCCCAACCACUCAGCUGGAACUUAUGAAUCGUGCGUAUGAGGACUGUAUCAUUUUUCUACUGCAGUUUCGCGUACAACGCUGCUGCGCCCCUUUCUUAGGCUAUUCAUAGAUAUAUUAGAUCUUAGGAGUUGGGGAGACAUGAUCUCAAUGUAAAUACUAGACGGAGGGAGGGAGGGAAGACAUUAGAUAAGGCUUUAGGUUGUAUGUACCAGAGGGCUAAUCAGCAGAACUAGCGCACGCUUUCACACUAUACGCAGCUUCAUGUCGAUGUUUGGGGAGGGGUUCCUCGCAAAAUCCAUUAUGAUUUGUCAUUUCGAAGUGGAAAUGAACAGGCGUUAAGAUAAGCAGUGUUUUUUAUCAUUUGCAAGUUUCCAAAGGAAACCGUAAACUCUCCAGCGUACCGUAGUCAAAUUUCAAAUAUUGGUGCUGAUGACAUCUUUGUAAAGAACAUGAGAAGCUUUUUCUAAGCUGUUGCUGCUGUUGUCGCUGCUGCUGUUGUUGUUGUCGCUGUUGCUGUUAUUUUUUUCUUCUUCUUCUUGUAGCCUUUACAUAGGAAUUCUAGUACCUUUUCUGAUGCUACUACGUUGAAUACUAUUUUUGUAUCAAAAAUGACAGUUGCGAUACAGCUUAAUGAGUUUGUGAGUAACCCUGUUGAAACUGUACACAAUCCCCCAACCCCCUUUUUUUCUCCCCUUUCUUCUUACUGUUCUUAAGAUUUAACUUCCCCUUACGACGAGUAAUUAAAGAUUAAGUGUAUCCGGAGUUUUUGUUUCCUGUUAGGCAGUCUUCACACUCGCAGGAUUCUUUCCAAAUGCAAAAAAAAAAUAAAUUAGUAAAAGGUGGAGAAGAGACUUCCGCGAAGGACAGUCUCAUUUGAAUCUGAGAGACUUCAUGAAGAACUUUUUGAGGAACGAGAAUUCUGUUUAUGCACGUGUAACACGCAACUAAUGUCUGUCUUUCGUUGUAAAAACCAGCACUAACUGCUAUACUAUGAGUUCUAAAAUUUACUUUUGAAAUAUGAUCUUUCUAUUAGUGUUUGCUGCUCACCACUUGCUUCUCCACAACGGUUGCAUUUGACUAGCUCUGUUUCCUGCUCACUCACAUGCCUUACAAAACAUAAAGCGUCGAUAACAGGCUUAUAGUCUGAAGUUUCCGUUGUCUGAAAAAAUGCGAAAUAUCAUAUGAGUAUUCUUUUACAUGUACAAGCGUCCAUUCAGUUCGAGUGUCAGUUAGUAUUAAGGAGCCCGCUGAUACCAUGCACACGCUCUCGCUGGUAGAUUCUUACAACAUAAACUUGCAGCAAAUUCCUAUGUUUUUACGAUCAAGUGUCUGUUAGGUAUUAAAGAGCCCAUCAUGCACUCACUCUCGCUGGUAGAUUCUUACAACAUAAACUUGCUGUAAAUUCUUAUAUUUUUACGAUCAACCAACAAACGUGGUCGCAUAUCAAAGUGAUGAAACGAUGUGAAGAUAUGAUGAAAUAAGAAAAUGAGCCUCUAAAACCUUGCAAUAACAAUCGUUACCUAUUUAAGUUCUGGUUUGAUAACGAGUUUAUAUCAAAUUGAAGGUUAUUUUGGCCUCUUUUCCUUUAAGUGCACUUUAUCGCAUUUGAUAGAAUUAAUGUUAUUUAGAAUAUAUAUGCUUUUCUUAGAUAAAAAUCAUUUCGACUUAAUGAAUUUAGAAACCUAGUCGCGUUUGUACAUAAUUUUGAUUAUGGAAAUUAACCUAAUGGGUGCAAUUAUAGUAAUACGAGCAUGAAGUCAACCAUGAAACCAUUUGAUAUAUGACUGUUAAUGCGAUUAUUGCAGAACAAUUAAAAGCUGAAAACUGACAAGGUCCAAGAUUUUGCAGCUGAUGAUGUCUUGUGUGUAUUCGAAUUCCUGAAAAAAAGAGUUAUUGCAAAUCAUUAUUCUGUUGGUAAAAGCUCUGCCAUGAAAAAAGGUAAAGAGAAAGGCGAAUAUAUAACUAUAUAAAUGAAUAACUAAAAAUUGAUCUUUUCUAGAUAGUAGGGCCCAAGAGUUUCAACCAGGCAUGUGUCCACUUUUGCGGAGUGUUCAGUGAAAGCCCGUUGGUGAUUACUGUCAAUAUAAAUAUACACAAAAGACUGUAAAUAUCGUAGAAAUAUUAGUCCGAAAUUUCGACCCCCGUGAACCCUUGGGGUCACAAUCUAGGAAAUAUCCCCAAAAACUGUUCGAGCUUCAAAGCGCUUUACCCAACUACAACGCGACCAUGAAUAUCCAAAACACGAAAUUGGCGGUUUUCAAAAGACUCCAGUCAUCGCUCCCUGUGCCCAUCUCAAACCUAUAUAUAGGAAUGAAUGACAAAACCGUUUAUAUUCUUGAAUCUGCUGACAGAGUUAGUGCACACAGCGGGAUAAAGGACUCCUCUAGUAUGCAACAACAGAAAGAAAAAAUAAUCGAUAAAAAUUGAGCUACUUCAUCUACAUUAGGUCGAAAACCAAUAUCACUAAAAUAAUUUUUCAGCUGACGAUGUCUCGUAUGUAUUCGAUUUCCUGAAAAGAGUUAUAGCGAAUCAUUAUUCUGUUGGUAAGAGCUCUGCCAUGCAAGAAGGUAAAGAGAAAAGCGGUUAAACGGGCUAAUAUAUAAAUAAAUCAUGACAAAAUUCGACAAUCUGUUCUCAACUUCUCUCGGUGAAUAGCUUAGAGAGAAACGUCUUGAUCUGUGAGUAUAUCCUUUCGACUGCUGGUGUCCUUCCUGUUCCUUACGACUUUGAUUACAAUACUGUCGAGUUUCUCUUUAAGCGAGUUCCUGACACAGACGUACUUACCAAUACAUCUCAUGCAGUUUGUCUAUCGGUCACAUUUACCUAAGAUCACUAGCGCAUCUAAACUCUUGCAUCAUUGCAUACACAUAAACCAACUCGUGUGUGUGUGUGUGUGUGUG
Molecule: messenger RNA, 6409 nt
Organism: Macrobrachium nipponense
Lineage: Eukaryota; Metazoa; Arthropoda; Malacostraca; Decapoda; Palaemonidae
Product: innexin unc-9-like
Exons: 4
Coding region: 2049-3548 (499 amino acids)
Cellular component (GO): plasma membrane; gap junction
Molecular function (GO): gap junction channel activity
Source: RefSeq, a predicted model, not a curated record